This is a messenger RNA of Rhagoletis zephyria (snowberry fruit fly), 1139 nucleotides long. RefSeq names its product Ecdysone-inducible gene L1 (gene ImpL1). The record is from RefSeq and is a predicted model, not a curated record. Lineage: Eukaryota; Metazoa; Arthropoda; Insecta; Diptera; Tephritidae. Gene Ontology annotation, molecular function: protein binding.
UCUUUUGUUUGUCUUCCAGUGCUCAUUUUGCUACUCGCCAUUUCGGCUGCUAACGCGAAGAGGCAUAAGAAACACAGAUCAUCCGCAUCCUCCAAUUCGCCAUCGAAUAAAACUAAAACCAAAACUAAGUGGUCCUCUUCAUCCGACCUGGGCCGCAGUGGUGGACAGCUCGCCACCGAGGAACACGGCUACUACGUCAAGCGCACCUUCUUGCCGCUCAACGACUCCGCCGCCAGUUACCCAAUCUCAACGCUGCGCAGUCCGCCCUACUUGGGCAUACCCAUUGCUUGGUAUGCUUGCGAAGGUGAGGCCUGCACGAAGGCAAACACAGCCGCCAUUAGUAGAAGCGCUAUCGCAUUACAGGAUGGCUUUCUCUGCGAUGACGAUUGCGUAGAGCCGUACGAUCCAAUCUGCGGUAAAACGCCUAGCGAGUUGGCAGUUUUCUAUAACAAAUGUAAAUUGAAUGUGGCUAAGUGUCGCACCCAUGGCCUCUGGUUGGAUGUGCCAUUCGAAGAAUGCAAGCAAACGAACCCUAAGGAAGUGGCAUAUGCGGCGCGCAAAUUCAAAAGAUCACCAUUCUUUAGGGAGACAAAGACGGUCAUUGAAAAAGUGAAGAAGCCAGAAGAUGGAAAAAGUAAGGAAGAUGAUUCUUCGGAGGAAGACGCAAUGUUGGAUGUUGCAUUGCAGACAUUAGACAAGAUUGGCGAUCAGAUAGCGGAAGCUGAAGCCGAGGCGUUGGAUGAGGCAUCGACGGCUGCACCAGUUAAAAGUGAAGUGAAUUCUCCCAUUGCUACGAAACCAGUUCAGGCGGCGGAAGACGUGUACGUUGGCAAGCCUGAAGAUGAGAGCAAUGCAAUUGCUACGCCAGCAAAGGAAAUUAGCGCAGCCGACAAGCUUGUGAAGGCUAACGAUGCUACAAAGGCGGAGGAGAAUAGUGUGCUCAAACCAGUUGAGAGUAAUCAGUCGAAGCCAGCUGGUGGUUCUAUUUUCCAGCAAGUUAGGAGUCACACGCACAGACUGGCUGUUAAGAAGUAAUUGCACGUAGGCAUAGUUAGGUGAUACAUACAUAUUUUUAAACAAUACAUAUACUUCUUUUAACGGGCUGAUAUAUUAGAAAAUAAAUAUUUAUCCUUUUAAAA